AAUAAACAGCCAUUGAAAUAUAAAAGCAUAUCCAAUUCAAUUCUUCAUUGAUCAUACAUAUUCUUUGUUUUGGAGGUUGUUUGUUUGUGUUUAUCACCGGCAUGGGUAAGGGUGACAUUGAGGCUGGAUUUUCCCACGCACAUGGCGACAACCUGUAUCCGUCGAUGAUAGAGUCACCUGAGCUCCGAUGGGGUUUCAUCCGUAAAGUUUACAUCAUUGUUUCCAUUCAGCUUCUGCUCACAGCUGGUGUUGCAUGCUUUUUCAUGUUUUUUCCACCAGCAAGGGAUUUUGUUCGCAACCGUCUUUAUUGCGUCAUUAUCUUGAUUGUUGCUAUCAUCUUCACAAUCAUACUUUUGUUUGCGUUGAGCAAAUAUUACAAAAAACACCCGGUGAAUCUAUUUCUUCUUGGUCUCUAUACUCUUUGCAUGUCUGUUGCAGUUGGAUUUGCUUGUGUUUUUGCCAAAGCACCGGUCGUCCUAGAGGCAGCAUUUCUAACGGGUGUGGUGGUUGCUAGCUUAACAUUCUACACAUUUUGGGCUGUUAAAAGAGGCAAAGAUUUUAGUUUCCUUGCUCCAUUCCUCUUUGCUUCUCUUUUGGUGUUGAUGAUGUUUGCACUUAUUCAGAUAUUAAUCCCUCUUGGACCAAUAGGGAAGACAGUAUAUGCUGGCUUGGGUGCAUUAUUAAUGUGUGGCUUCAUCGUAUAUGAUACUUGUGACCUCAUUAAAAGAUACAGCUAUGACGAAUACAUUUGGGCUGCCAUUGCUAUCUAUGGUGACAUUGUCAACCUCUUCCUCUAUAUACUAACUCUUUUGCAAGACUUUUAAGGCUUGAAUUGAAGCCUUUUUAUUUUAGCUAGAAUAUGCUUCUUAGUUUACCUCUUCCAAUUCCAUAUUGACAUAUUCCAUACAUUCAGAGGGUACUCUUUACUUUUAAUAAAAUUGUGGCGGGUCUUUUUAUAUCAUUCAUUGUGAAAAAAAUAUUAAGGAAACAAACUUUUCAAUUGAACUCAUAUAUUUAAUACAGAAAUUGACUGCAAUGAAUA
This is a messenger RNA of Medicago truncatula (barrel medic), 1042 nucleotides long. RefSeq names its product protein LIFEGUARD 4. NCBI's taxonomy places the organism in Eukaryota, Viridiplantae, Streptophyta, Magnoliopsida, Fabales, Fabaceae. The transcript has 4 exons. Bases 102 to 824 code for a protein of 240 amino acids. Gene Ontology annotation, cellular component: membrane. The record is from RefSeq and is a predicted model, not a curated record.